AUGGGUGCAGCCACUGCUGUUUGCGAGAAGUUGGGAAGGUAGGAUAUAGAGGGAAAAUUAAUUUGUAUCUGGAAGCAACGAUAAACCAUUGCUUACUAAAAACGAUUUUGAGCAGAGUUCAGUUGUUAGAGAUGCUAAAAUAUAUAUUUUCAUAUUAAGGUAAAAUAAUUAAAUAGAUAUUAUAUAUUUUUUUUUUUUAUUAUUAAUAUUUGUUUUAUAUUGUACCAAUUUUCCUGUUUUUUCUAUGUUUUCCACAUUUGCUGGGAAAACUCUUAAAAAACAAAAAAUAACUUCCCUAAAGUAUCUUCCCAGUCAAUAAAAUUGCUAUCAUUAUAAAUUGGAGCAAAAUUGGUGGUAGAAAAGUUUGUUCACGAAAAAAGAAGGCCGUAAUGUUUUUUUAACUAAUACCUACAUUUCGUACAUUUUCCCGUUUUUCCUCCCUUUUUUUUUCGGUUUUUCAUAUUUGCUAAAAGCCAGGGAAAAUCGAAAAAUUACCUCUUUAAAUUACCUCCCCAGUAAGAUUUCCUUUUAGAAAAGUAAAAAAAAGACAACUUGAGAUACACAUCUUUAUAGAUUUUAAAAUAAUAGGCCGUAAUUCAAUGACUUAAAGAAAGAUAAAUAGAAAAAAAAAUAUUAGUAUACUCUAAAAACGUAAAGCAAUUAAAAAAAAAAUUUUUGAACAUAAUCAGAAGAAUUUAAUUUUGAAAAAUAAAAUAGCUACACUGAAAAACAGCUAUAAUUGAGUUACAUCCUUCAUAUAGAAUGUCGAAAUAUACAAGUAUAUUCUAUUUUAUAAAUAUAUUUUUUUUCUCUAUAACUAUGAGAUUGUCUAACAAAAUUUAAAAUUAACACAGUUCAAUUUGAUUUUUUUUUUCUGAUCUCUCUGCCAUAGAGUGUACUAUUUAUCAUGCACGGCUGCGGUCGUCAGAUAUAGUCUUAUAGAUAAUAAAAAUCGAUUUACUUAGCUCAUAGAACGGUACUCUCCACUGCAGGGGAUUCAGUGUUUCUUCUACUGCCAAACCAUUUAGUCAUGUGAACGCAGUUGAAGAUUUCUGUUAGUUACCGAAAUUGUUGGCAAUUACCGCGAUUCGGUAGUCAGUACGCAAUCACAGUUAGGUACCUUUACGACGUUGUGUUAAAAUAUAAUAAUUCAAGGUUUAAUUGGUCAUCUUUUGUUCGUAGGUAUUAAAACUACUCAACCGUGGAACGGCGGUACCGGUAAUAGAAGCUGGUGAAGAAAAUUAAAUACUGAACAGUAAUCAACUUCAUUAUUACUUUGAUGACCGAAGAAAAAUUUACCUGGGUAAUAUGUAUAACAUUUUGUUGCUAACUAUGUUACUAUCCUCCUGCACACAUUAUAUAAUUUUCUUAUAGCCGAUGUGGAUUCACCUUUCUUACAAUUAUAUUUUUUUAUUCCCAAACUGUAGUUGUAAGAUAACAUUAGAUACAUACAAAUAUCUUUAUAUAUCUACGGUUAUAAAUUAAAACCAUCUUUGGCGGUAAUCGGAUAUUAAAUUGAAAUUUACGUUUAUCUGCUUUGCCGCCAUUUAAAUCGAUGACCUCCCUUGAAUACCCCCCCCCCCACCACCAAGAGUACGCUGUUAUCGCCGCGCUUCACUGGGCAUAGUAGCGUCCUCUGAUUCGCUUAUCCCGUCCAAGCUGUGUGGUAAUAUGUCUAAAAAUUACCGUUUAAAGUUUCUGAUUACCAUCUGUCUAUUAUUCGAAAUUUUAAAAUAAUUAAAUCAUAGUGAUAUAAUGACCGUAAAAUUACCGCAACGGCAUUUUAUCCGCGCUUACCACGUUUGAUCGUCUCCUAAUUCUACGACAUUUGAUAAUAUUGUUCACGAUUAAAUCCAACUCACUAGAGGCCACUAUAGCUCACUGGACGUCCAUAGAUUCAGGUAAACAAUAACACACGUUCUACAUUAAUUUGAGCAUACUAAAGUUUGUAAGACCGUUAGCCAAUUAUAAAUUAUUUAAAUACCAGCGUGUGAUUAUCGUACAUCGAAACUUCGCGUAGUCUCGGUGAAAAAUCUUGAUUUUAUUCUACUGUUCGUUUGUCUAUUCAUUUUUUCUUUUAUUACUAUCCUCGUGAUUCAUUUAACAUAAAACACUCAUUAUUUCGCAAAGUGUUGAAUUAAAUAGAGCUGAAAAUUGGUACACACCUCAAGUAUAUCAUUAUAAAUGAUAUUUCAAAAGUCCCCACCGAUUCUAUUGCUGCUAUAAAAUAUAUUUUAUUCACAAAAAGUGAAAAAUUAUAGUCACAAAAAUAGGUUUUUUUCACAGAUCUCUUAAACUUUAAAUAUUUUCACAUAAACAACUUUACAUAAUUUAUAGAUCGAGUAAUUUACUAAAAAAAAGUAUCUUUAGUUUUUUUUCUAUGAAUAAUAUUUCAUUAGAUAUUGUAGUUUUUAUUAAUAAUAUUACAUAAUUAUAUAAUCAUUAUAUCUUAUCGUUACGAUUAAACGGAAAACUAUAUAAACAUCAUAGGUGCAACCACUGUUGUAGGGGGGAAGGUAGGAUACAGACGGCAAUUCAAAUUUCAUCUUAUAUCUAUAUAUCUGUAAGCAACGAUAAACUACUGAUAGCGAAAAUCGAUUCUGAGCGGAAUUCAGUUGAUAGUGUUGCUUUGUCAACAAUAUAUAUAUACAUCAUAUUAUGGUAAAAUGAUUACAAAAAUAUUCGUUUCCAUAUUCUAUAACAACAAUGAUAAAUAACAAAAAAAUAAAUAAAAGUGGUUGCCAAUGAAAACCUUAUUUUUAAUCUUUCAAUCUUUUUUAACCUAAAGAACAAGAUUUUCCUCAUUAUCUCAAAUAUUAAUUAGAAUUUCAAAAAAUGACCACCCAGAGAACAUUUCCUUUCAGAAAAGUACUUAAUAAUUGGAAAAAAAUUUCUAGAAAAAAAAGUGUUCAUAUUAAAAAAAAAAAAACAUCUUUGUAAAAUCAAUACAUUCUUCACUAAACUCAGAAUCUAAAUGGAAAGACUUACAAAUUACAUUUUAUAGAAAUAUUUUAAAUAAAUUAUCAUUAUAUGCUAUUACCAUAGAUACCCAUACAGCAUAGGGAAUGUACUACAAAAAUGUAAAACUAUGUUUUUUACACAUUGAUAUUCGAACAAAUUAAUGAAAUUACUGGAAAAUAUUAAAAUAGUAUAAACAAGUGUUAUAAGAUUUUAUUAAUCUAUCUAUAUAAAAACGAAUAUAUGUCUGUUUGUCCUUUAUACAUUACUAUUACAUUUAUCCGAUCGCCAUGAAACUUCAGGAAGUUGUUCCAUGUUGUGCAAAGAAGGUAUAAAGCUAUUGAAAUCUACUCCUAUUGAAUACUAUUUCCUAAAAUUUUGUUUUUAGAUAUUUUUAGUAUAAAAAUCUACUUAAUUAUUUUUAUUGAUUUAAGAGUUACAUUGGUAACAAGGAUGACUGAAAACAUAGUUAUACAUUUUCAUAGUACAAUUCCUGUGCUGUGUGGUUACCUAUUGUAAAAGAAUAUAAUGAUAAUUUAUUUAAACAUUUCUAUAAAACCUAAUUUGUAGGUACCUAUUUUUUUUUUUCAUGGUUUGGGUUAUCACUGGAAGGAAAAUAAUACGAUAAGAAUAAAAUAAGGAACAAUAAAUAGAGUUCUAUAAUUGAUAAGGAGAAAUUAAUAAUUAUUGCAUAUUGACAAACUUAUUAGCCAUGUUACGUAAAAAUGUACAAAAUUUUGAUAAAUCUGUUAACUUUAUUUAGAAAUGCUUUAAUUGUACGGGCAAAACCCGACGGGACAGAAGAAAAUAACAAUUCCAUUUGCGAUAGACAGUCGCUAUUAUUUAUAUUGUUUUCCAUAUAAUCGUAAUGGUAAAAUACAAUAAUUAUAAUAUUAUGUAUUAUUUGAACCAAACUGAAAAGUUUGGUUCCGGAACCUAAAAGACCUUAAAAUAUUGGCAACCGGAACGUAACCGGAUCUGAAUUUAAAUAAUUUAAACAAUUAAAUAAAUAACAAUUAAUUAAACAACGGGUACUAAAAAUUAAUAAUAAGUAAUACCUAUCAUGAACUAUAAAAAAAUAGUACCUAGUUCAUUAAUAAUAAUUUGAACAUUUUAAAUUUGUUCAUUCAUGUUUAAACUUUGUUAGGUACUAUGAUUAUUGGUUAUCAGUGUUAGGUUGUGGUGUUAAUACAGAGAAAAUUUUAAAAAUGACAGAUAAUCAGGAUAUAGGUUAUGUUUUUAAAGUAGAUUUAAGUUAUCCUAAAUAACUUCAUGAUCUUCAUUCAGAUUUCCCCUUAGCAUCUGAGAAUAUGUUUGAUAAAAAAAAUUACUUAAGUUAACAACAACUCUAUAUGAUAAGAAAAAAUAUUUUCUCCAUUACAUUAAUCUUAGAUUGUAUUUAAAUUUAGGUUUAAAAUUGGAGAAAAUACAUAAAGUAAUGGAAUUUAAUUAAUUUUCUUUGUUGAAAUCAUAUAUUGAUUCUAAUACAGAGCUUCAAAAAAAUUUAAUAAAUGAUUUCGAAAAAGAAUAUUAUAAGUUAAUGAAUAACAGUGUUUUUGGUAAAACUAUGAUGAAUACAAGAAAACAUAAAGAUAUAAAAUUAAUUACUGAAGAAAAAAACUAGAAAAAUGGGUUGUUAAACCAAAUGACUUUUAUACAGAUAUAAAAAACAAUGAACAACUUUUAAAUGAAUUUGAUUUUUCAGAUUAUUCUGAGAAUAAUAAAUAUGGAAUACUCUUAAUAAAUAAAAAAGUUCUUGGUAAAUUCAAAGAUAUAAUAAUAAUACAAUAGUAAUAUUUAUUUUUUAAAGAGAACUGUUCCUAGUGUAAUGUUUAUGUGAAAAUAGUUUUUUAAAUAUUAUUAAAUUAAAGUAUGUGAACGAAGAACAGAAAAUAAAACAAUGUGAAAAGAGAUCAGGGAAUAAUAAUCUAACUAUAAUUUCUGUUAAAUAUUUUCUGAUGUUAAGUACCUAAAUUACAUUUUCAAAAUCCGGCCCAGAACCUUUUGCAUUUAUUUACUACUAUUAGGUAUUUAUUUAUUUCAUUGCUCCAUUAUCAAACUACUAUUAUUUUAGUUACCUCUCCACAGUGAUAGAUAUUAGAUAUAUUGUUACUGUUAUUGUUUUCUUACAGAGUGUAUAAAAUAAUAAAAUGUCUUCUUAAACUAUUUAUUACUAUUAAGUAAGUAUGGUCGGUGUGAUCAAUUUAUUGUAAGACACUCUAUCUCGGAAAAUGAUAUUUUUUCGAAAUUUAUGAAAUGCCGUGCACUGACUCGCCACACAAAUGAUGCUCCACUUUUCUCCCACGACCUAAACUUAAAAGUAGAAUAUCUCGUCAACUGAUUGACGGAAAUUAAAAAUUUAAACGCCAGAAUUUAUUUUAAUUACUAAUCCAUCUAUUUAUGGAAUUUUAAUUAUAGGUCGCCUUUUGAAAAUCAAAAGUAGUACUUUCACCUCCCAAAAUUAAGGUGAUAAAAAAUAAUGUAAAUGUAAAAUUGCAGAACUAUUUGUUUCUAAAAUUGUUUAUAAAACAAAUGUCGAAAAAAGUUAAUACUUUCUAAGAUAUUAAGUAUCAUAUGAUAGAUUAAUCACUCUGUAUAUUAAAUACCUACAGAUAAUAUAAUAGUACAAACAUUUGAAGUUUCACAACUAUAUACUUACAGUAGUAUGAUUACUAUUAAGUUAAAAUUCCGAGGAUCAUUAUAGUGAAUAUCUAUACUAAUAGUGAAAUAAAAUAAUAUUAGAAUUUUUCUAAAUAGAAUUACUCUGCAAGAAUUUAGUGUAUUGUUUUAAUUAAUUUUUCAACACAGUAAGUACCUACCGAAAUGUUCAACGUGUCUGUUUAUUGCCUAUCUUAUUUUCAAAAUAUUCUAUUGCUGUUGGAAAAAAUAUUUCUAUACCAAACCAAUACCACACAAAUUCUGAGUUUUCAUAUAUGUUUGCACAAUCAACUAUAAAAUUAUAUUUUUAUUUUAUUCAUUCAGGGACCUAGUAUUUACCCAUAAUAAAUUAAUGUCAUUAUUAAUGACAAUUAUAGGUACCUAGUUUAUAUUAAUUAUUAGAUAUAUAAUAUGACAUGACAAUUGUAAUUUGAGGAUGUGAAGUAAUUUUUUUUAAAGGUAAUUUUGUAAGUAAGUCUUACCAAAUAAAAUUAAUUAAUUUCUUUCUUUCUACUAUUUAUAAUAUAUCUAAGGCUUUCAGUAUUUAUUUAAGAUAAUUGUUACUUAGAAAUUGAAUAAUAUUAAUAUUAUAUUUAGACAAAUAGGUAACUAUUUGUAUAGUUUUAUUGGAAAAUUGACAUCAUGAUUAUUUCAUAUUAUUUCCAAAGUCUAUUAUAAAUCUAUAAGUAUUUUGUAUACUUACACACAUUAUUUUAUUAUUCUUUUUUUUUUCAAUUAAAUUGUCAAAACUGACUUGUACACCGUGAAACAAUAACUGUUAUAGGUGAUAUUAUAGGUGUUAUAGGUUUGAUGAUUCAUUAAAUUAUUAGUACAACAAAAUAAUUAUGAACAGUUAUCAUUCUAUUCAUUAAAUAUUAACCUGCAAUUGAUUAGUUGUGAAAAAAGAUAGCCUUCUACUAUAUCAGUUGUAGUAGUAAUUGAGAAUAUUUGUUAAAUGUUGUAUUAUUAAAAGCAACUAUAUUGUAUUUAUUAUAAGGUUGUUACAAUAUUGAAUGAUUGAAAUUCCCUAAUUUCCAUACAUAAAAUUAAUACAGCCAUGAUUAAACAAAGUACCUAUAGUAAUAAAAAAUACCAAACAAAUGAGAAUUUAAAAAUAAUAAAUACAAACACUUCAAAAAAAAAUGUGUCCAAAAUUAAUAUUAAUAAAUAUAGGUUGAUAUUCAUUCUAUGUAAUCCCUGGAAUGCACAAGAGAUGAAAUAAAAUUUUUUUUAUAAAAUAUUAUACAAACCAUUUUUUAAUUAAUAUUUAUCAAUUUAUUCAUUCUUAGAAUUAGAAACAGGAACUUUUCAUUCACUGUUCAUACCAAACAACUGAAAUUUUGGAAUUUAAAUAAUGAUUGAUAAUGGACUGUGCUUUAAAUUGUGAUUUUUAGCUCAAUACAUUUUUUAACAAAUAAAUUGUUAUCUCUGAUAAUAGUCUAGUCUAUUUUUUUAUCACAUAAAAACAUGUUCUUUUUUCCAGUUUCCAAUAAAAAUCUAAUAAUUAUAAUUUAUUUUGUAAAUGAACCACAGUGUGAACACCUAUUAAAACAUGGGCAUCAUAAGUUUUAUACAAAAAUAAUUAUUAUUUUUUUACUCAACAAUUGUCUUUUUAUUUCAAGUGAAACAUAGGUAGUUUGAAAUUAUAUUAGUAUUGCUUCAAAUUAAUGAUUACCUAAUCAUAAGUACUAAGUAGGCAAUUAUCAGUACACCUCUAAGUCUUAAAUUUCAAUACAGGUGUAUACAGUAUGACAUGCAAUGUAAGGUAUAUUAAAUUUUUUAUCAUUAAUGAUAGUUACAAAAAAAUAUUGUAUUUAUUAAAAUUAGAAAUGUUAUUCUUACCUACCAUUAUGUAUAAAAUGUAAUGAACAUAAAUAUCUACAACAGAUAGUUAAAUAAAUAACUUUGUACUUAACUGUCAAUAGUAUUAAAUAAUGUAUGAUUGUUUACUGUUUUAAUUUCUCGAGCUCAUUGAAAAAAAUGAAAAAAGUUACUAUACAUUUUUCAAUUGAUGAAUUAUCAACUAAAACAAUGUUAUGUCUAAAAUUAGAUUGUUAAUAUUAAAAUGAAGAUAGUAGGAUUUUUUAAUAUUUCAUUGUAAAGACUAAUGAGAUUAUUCAAUCAAUUUUUAACUGAUGAUAAACCUACAUUUGCUUUGUGAUAAAGAUUAUCUAUUGAAUACUCAUUAAAUAAUAAGACAUUAUUAUCAGAAAAGUAGAUAAUUAUAUCAUGAAUUUUAAGAUUUAAUAAUCCAUGUAUAUGUACUUACAAGAAAUAAAACUGGACCUAAUAUGUUCACUUGAGGGUCACCAAAAUUAAUCAAAAUUUCAUUACAUAAACAAUUUUUAUUUUAACCAUUUGAGUUCUAUUAAAAAAUAUGAUUUAAAUAAUUAUAAUGGAGUAUCUCCAAUAACACAAAACUAGUAUAUUUGUCAUUAUAUCUUGAUUAAUGGAGUCUAAAGCAUUUUUUAGUCAAUAAACAAUCCUAAUAAAUUAUUAUUUAUAUGAAUAUACCUUGUGACAUUAAACAUGCCAUGAUUAAUGUAUAAUCCUUUCUAAAACCAAAUUAAUUCUUACUAAAAAAAAUUGUAUUUAUCUAAAAGUUUAAGUAAUUUAGUUUUAUAGAUUUUUCAAAAAGUAUACUAAUUGUUAAAGUCAAAGAAAUAGGUCUGUCAUUAUUACAUAACUUUGCAUUACCAUUUUUAAAAAAGGGGAUAAUUAGAGAUUUUUUUUUAAAUAAGUCAGGAAAAAAUCCCAGAGAAGAAACAUUUAUUCAAAAUAAUUUAUAGUGGAAAAGCUAAGACUUUACUAGUGUUUUUAAGAACCUUAUUAGUAGUAGAAUUUACAAUGUAGCAGAUGUUUUAUUUAAUAUCUUUAAUACAAUUUAUCGAUUCACAUACAGAAAUAUAAAAUAGAAUUAGAAAUAUGCCCACCACUAUAGACGUGAUCAGGUGUAGGGAGGUAGGGGGUUCAAGCUUCCCUCCCAUGGGCACUUGAAAAAAAUAUUAUAUAUAUUAUGUGCUUACAUAAUAUGAUUAUAAUUAUUUUAUUUCUCAAUUUUAGAUAUUUUCUUUUUUUAUGUAAUUCAUUAGGUACUAAUAUUUAUCUACUAUUACUAGGUACUAGGUAUUUAUCUCCUUAUUAGUCUAUAUUAUUUGAUAACGUGUAGUAACCAUAAUUAAAAAAAAAAAAAUCAAAAAUUCUUGACUUCUUAAAAGAAGCAAUGGACCUUGCUGAAGUUAUUGUUGCCCAGGAAUUUUCAAUGGGAAGGGGGAGUAAUUUCUAGAUAAAUAUGUAAAGGGCUAUUGGCAUAUACCACUCUAGUUAUGACAUUUAUUAUUAUUUUUAAUAAUUAUAAUAUAAAAAAAAGACGUCCUAGGAUAAUGGGGUCGAAUGCAGGCACUGUUAUAGGUAAUUUAAUGUAUAUCUGUAAGCAACUAUAAACUAUUGCUAAUGAAAAAACGAUUCCGAGUGCAGUACGGUGUUCAGUUGAUAGUGAUGCUUUGAACAAUAUGAGGUGUGGCUAUUAAAUAAUGAGACUUGUUACGAAAAAGUGUUAUUAUAAAAAUUAUUCUACAUUCAAAUGCUCCCCUUCAAUAUACUCCCCUCCCCUCGCCACACACCGUUUCAUUAGUUUCUUCCAUUGCUCGAGUGUUGGAAGUCUGUUUUCGUAAGACCAUUCAGGAGUUCCGCCGAUUUCUGUUUCACCUCUUCCAUCGACUCAAACCGGAUUCCUUUUAAGGCAGACUUUAUCUUCGGAAACAAGUAAAAGUUGCAGGGUGCCAAGUCGGGUAAGACGCGUGUUCGAGUACUGGAGUGCCUUAAGCGGCCAAAUAACGCUUCACAGACAGCGCGUUAUGGGCAGGUGCGUUAUCCUGGUGCACAAUAUCGACCGUUUCUUACGAACUCAUUCGCGCAAUGUUGCCAAAACUGUCAAAUAGUAAUGUUGGUUCACAGUUUGACCCUCUGGAACCCAUUUAGUCAUUACGAUGCCGCUGAUCGAAGAAAAUGGUUUUGAAUUGGAUUCCGGUGCACUCUCGACCUUCAGAAAAUAAUUUGUGCCACUCAAAAACACACGCCCGAGAUAGGAAAUCCUCACUAUAGGCCUCUUUUAACAACUUAUAGCACUCAGUUGGAAAUUUUUUUAGUUUAAUGAAAAAAUUUUACGUUUAUCCGUUGCUCAUGUUUUUCGUCACAUGGUUUUCGGCACGAGAAAAAAACACGUUCGUUUCAAACCACUAUUGCACAAAUACUAUAAUAGUGACGAAAAUGUGUUUUGGUACGUGCAUAGAUAAGAUAUCUAGAUCCCAACGCAUUACUCGUUUUUUUCACUACCCAUCUAGGGCGCCCUCUAGGCGAGCAGUCUCGUUAUUUAAUAGCCACACCUAGUAUAUUUGUCAUAUUAUGGUAAAAUAAUUGAAUAGGCAUUAUAUAUUUUAUUUAAUAAUAUUUGUUUCAUAUUAUACCGUUUUUCCCGGUUUUUCAUAUUUACUGGAAUAGCUUUUAGGAAAAUCGAAAAAUUACCUCUCUAAAGUACUUCCCCAGUCAGAUUUCAUUUCUUCAUCACUGAGAGUUUUCCCAAUAUAUUUGAAAAACCAGAAAAAAACCUGAAUUAAACAAAUAUUAUUAAAGUAAAUGUUUGAUGCAUGUGUAAUUAUUUAUCAUAAUAUGAUAUAUAUAUAUAUUGUUGACAAAGUAACAAUAUUAUUUGAACUCUGCUCAGAAUCGUUUUUUUCGUUAUUAUUGGUUUAUCUUUACUUACAGGUAUACAUUAAACUCCCUUCUGUAUUUUACAUUCCCAACUUCUUACCUAAACUAGUGGCUGCAUCCAUUGCAUGUGAGAAGUAUAUCAGUUUUUUUAAGCUUGCUUCUUCCCUAAAAGUUAUUGUGAACUGUUGAAUUUAAAUUGAUAUUUUUUUUUUUAUAAUUUUAAGCAAUUUAUCUAAAGCAAUAUUUGGAUCAAGAUUAAAAAAUUCAGACUUCCAGUUUAUACUUCUGAUUGUGUGGUUUAAGUUGUCAAUGUAUAUAUGUACAGAAUCCAAGUUAUAAUCAUAGUUCAUAAUAAUAAAAUAGUAAUUAUUUAAAUUAUCACUAGUUUGUUAUACUACAUCUUAAAAUAUAAUCACGAAUAUAAAUUUAUUGAUAUUGUUAACAUAAAAGUGAUCAAUACAAGCACUACUAGAUUUUAGUGUUGGUUACAAAUAGUUUCAUAAAAAUAAAAGGUAGCUAAUACAUUAGAAUAAUUGAAGACAUGAUUAUUGUAACCAAAUUGGUUAAUAUUGACGUCACUACAAAUAAAAGUAUUUUUUUUUGCUUUUAUUAAUAUAUAAAUAUGUUUCAAGAGAUUCGAUAAAAUUAGUUGUAUUGGUAAAUAAGGGGGAUCUAUAUCAACCAAAAAUAAUACAUGUUUGUCUAUUAUUAUCUCCAUAGUUAUAUUCUUGUAAAAGCAUAGUUCUACAGAUAACUAUUUUACAUGAAUUAUUUACUAAUAAGGUGAUUAGCCUUAUUAGUUAUUUAUUUUGCAUAUGACAUUAUCAGAUUAUAAAGAUAAAAUAAAAAUAAGAUACAAAUAUAUUAGAAUGAUCAAGAUUAAAAACAAGAUAGACUAUGAGAUUAUAUAACAAACAAACUAAUACUAUGACUCUAUAGUUAAAGGUUUACAGACAACAUUGUUAACUUUUGAAGUGUUAGCUUACAGUCUUAACUUCAGGUUCUCCAUCCAUUUCACUGCAUCCUCCUCUGCUUUAUGCAGUUUCUCCAGUCCUCCUUUAAAUUAUGUUUGUGGGCAGUUAUCAACGAUAUGGCGUAUCGUUUGAUACAUUCCGCAUUCACAGAGGGGGGAUUCUACCUUUCCCCAUUUGUGCAGUAGGUAGUUGUUUUUCCCUUGUUCUAUUCUUGCUCUGUUUAGCCUUAUUAGUAGUAGUAUAAUAAUGAAAUAAUUUAUAUUCAUUUAUUAUUAAAUUGAAAUCCAUAUCAAGCCAAGUUUCACGGAGUAUAAUAAUAUGAACACGAUUUUCUAUGGAAAUUAAUAGAUGUAAAAAAUCAUUUAUAUGAUAUAUCAUUUAUUUUUAUAGGUAUUCAAAUUAUAUUUUAAAUUAUUCUUCUCGACAUUUAUUCUUAUGUAUUUACAUAAUAUAUCUACAUUACUUUUAUUUAGUAGUUACAGUAGAGAAUUCUAAUAAUAAUUUUAUUUCAUUCUACAUAUAUAUAUAUAGCACUAUAGCAGUAUCUAUUAUAUUAUUUUCUACAAGAAAUUUUACAUAGUAAAUAUAAUUUGUAUACAUUAUUAAAUUGACAUCUCUAAUCAUACCCUAACGUCUCUAACUAAUAAUUUAUAGCUGUAAGAUUAUUUGCAAAUAGUUCUUACCAAUAACAGAAAAAUCAAGAAAAUCGGGCAUUAAUUUAGGUCAACCUUCAGUAGGUAAAUGCGUUAAAGAUGUUUGUAACGUAUUAAAUAUACAAACAUUUUAAAUAAAUAUAGACAAUUUAUGUGGCAUUAUAUAAUUAAAGUCAUAAUAGACAGGAGUCAGUAUUACAACAAUUUAAUAAAUAUCACGUUUAACGUCCGAAUACCUACUGCCUGACUACGUCUACCUUAAGCACUUGCCGUUUUCGCGAGACGACUAACCGCAAUUUGAUUCCAGAUUCUGAAUCUACAUUUCAUCACCCACGUUUUCAUCCAUGUUAGAACUCGGCAAAAUAAAUCUAAGUAUUUUAAAAAUAACUUCUAAAGUAGGACGAUCUUACCUACCCUUAGCUAUGGCCGUCUUUCAUUCGACUUCUUAUCACACAUUUAUGCUUAAUUAAUACCUAUUUAACACCUUGAUGGUUUUUUCAAUUUUGGAAACCACUGGGUUCUCUUAUCAUUUAUUGCUAACAGAAAAUACAUCAAAAUAAUAUUUUAGUUAAAUAAUUAAUUUAUUAACUAAUUUUUAAAUAAUAAUUAUAUAGGUUUCCACUGUGACGAUCUUAGUAAUGAUUUUUAACAAGUUUGUGUUAUUUGAUAUUUAUUAGUAAAUACCUUAGACGAGAAUGUCUAUCACAAGUUAAUUUUCACGUGUUUGAUACCUACUUAAUUGAAAACUAAAGAAUACGCGCUAAACAAAGUAAGGAUAAUUUUAUAUAAAUCCUUUGUUUUUUUGAGUGACUUGUUUGAAUAUGUCAAAUUUCAUUAGUAUAAUAUAAUUUAUUACCUUUACUCUGCAGUAUUAUAUAAGCCAUAAUAGCAUAUAUCUAAAUUUUUAUCAUAGUUCAGGGAAACAUUAAAACAAUUUAAAUUGUAAUCAUUAAAAUAAUUUUUAUGGUACUAUUUUAUCUUAGUUAUACCAUAAGAGAACUAUAUAUGAUUAUUUAGUUUUGAAAAAUAAGUUUUAGUAACUUAAUGUAGAAACAUAAAAUGUUCAUCCAAUUUUUAGUUAAAACUUCUGCGUUGUAGACUUUUAUAAAAUAAUAACACAACUAUUAAAUAAAUUAGUUGAAUUUUGUGUAUUUAUAAUCUAUAUUACCUAUACAUAAUAAUUGUUUAAAUAAAUAGUUUUAUAUAAAAUAACACUUUUUGUCUUUAAAAUAUACAAUUUUAUUAGAAUAUUGUUAUAUAAUGUGAAUAUAAAUAUAUAUAUAACCAUAAACAAAACAAUUAGUUAGAGUAAUGAUAGUAAAAUUAAUAGUAGCUAUUUAUUUUUAAGAAAGAUAAAAAUAAUUUAAAAAUUUGAAAUAAAUAUAUAUCUUUAUAUUAUAUUACAAUUAAAUAAUAAAAUCAAAGGCAACUUAACAUUAACUGUUUUCUCAGCCUUUAAAUUCAAAAUAAUAACAAAUAUAAUAAGAAAAUUGUUACUGAAUAAAUUAAAUGUUAAUAUUUUCCUUUGAAUUAAACAUUGAAGCAUUAAGCAAUUCUAUAGAAACAUCUUCAGACUAAUUGACUAUAAAGUGAUUAAACAGUCAAAUAUCAACAGAAAUAUUUGUAGACAUAUCAGCUCUAUUAAAUUUAUUUUGAAAUUCUUGAGACUGAUUGACUAUAAUAGAACUUUCAGAAUUUUUAUCAAUACAAUAUUCAAAUUUGACUGUAGAAAUAAUUUCUUUAAAACUUAAUAGAUUUGGUAUAAUAUUAAAUGAAUUUGAACUAAAAUCUUUUUUGAACUCUCUUUUUAAAUUGUAUUUUUGUAAUACUAUGUGACUACAUAAGAAAUGAUUAUAUGUUUAUUCCAAUUACAGGUAUCUGAAUGCUGUAGUUUUAUUCAUAAUUUACGUUAAAUAUAUGUUUUAAGACAAUGCAUUAUAUUGUCAUUAAUCAUACAAUAGUUAAUAAUAAAGAGUGGGUUUACAUUCUUUUAUAAUCUAUAGAAAAGCUUUAACCAGAUUUAACUUAUUAAAUUAAAUAUCCUUGAACUACAAAAAUGAUUCACAAAAAAAUAAUUUCUUUUAAAUAAAAUUGUAUGUAUUAUUAAAAAGAAUUACUUUUUAUUUACUAUUUUUAUGGCCCUAAAAAAAUAUUAUUUUAUAAGCUUAAAGGAGGACUUUUAAACUCCUUUAUCAUUUUUUUUGCUUUUUUAAAUAUUUGUAAGUGCUUUUUAGGGAUUUUUUGAUGUUUUAAAGUGCCUUUUUGUGAAUUAUAAGAGGAUAUAAAUCUGCUAUCUAGUUAUUAAUUAAAAAAUCCCACUAAUCUUAUGGUUUUUUAAAUGUAAAUUAUUUAAAUAUGCAAUAUUUUCAUAGGGAAAUGAUUUUACUGUGUGAAAUGUUGCAGAUACAUGUGAUACAUUGUAUCACUACAUGGGAAGUAUUUAUUAUUUAUUUUUAUUCUAUUACUAGCCCGUGCAACAAUUGCUUAUCUUUGUGUUAGGUUAUGUCAGAGUGGACUAACUCACUAACCAUUUAUUUGCCCCCCCUCCUAGAAGACUUAUAUUAAAAAAAUCUAAUUAAUUAUAAUAUAUUAAUUUGUGAUGUAAUAAAUUUUGCAUUAUAUAUGUAUGUAAAAAAAUAUUGAGAAUUGGUUUACCCAAUUUGUCAUAAUUUAUUAAUCAAUUUAUUAAUUUUGAUUACAUUUUUGUAUUUGAUAGCUGUCAAUCCAUAAUCAUGGGUCAUACUUAUUAGGCAAAAACACCAAAAACUCGCAAAAAAUAUAAAUAUUGUCAUGUUUCACAAUGUAAAAUAAUAUUCUUUGCAUAAACAUAUGAAAAAUAAUUAUUUGAUUUCCACUCAACAGUCAAUAACAAGAGGAUGUAAAUUUCCACAUUUUCCUAAAAAAGAAAUGGGAGUAUGCUUUAAAAAUUGAUUUUAAUAAUUCUCCUAUAAAUAAUAUUAAUAUGUGUAGCAAACAUUUUAUUAAAGAUAAUUUCUUACAAUUUACAACAAGUUAUUAUUAUAAUUUAGAAAUAAUGCUCAAAUUAUAUAGAAUAUCUACCAACUGUUAAAUUAAUAUGGAGUAACAUAGGUAGGUACUUUAAUAUGGUUGUUACGUAAUGGGUGUGAUUUUAACAAUUCCAUAGACUUCAUAGGAACAUAGAAACAUAGGUUUUACACUGACAUCACUAGUUUUAACCUUUUAGGACACACAUUGUUUCUGAACAUUUUUUUCUUGGAAAAUAUUAAAAGUUAGCACUCAUAUUACAUAUAAAUUAAAAACCAAAAAAUAGGUGGUUUCACUAUAUUACAAUGCUUCAAAGGGUUAAGACACAUAGUAAUGAUCCUUAAUAUUUUCUUAUAUUAUUAUAUUAUUUUCCACAUAUCCAAAUUCAAUAAUGAAACUUAAAAUGUCAGCUCAACAACUAGAGUAAAAUUUUUUUUUUUUAUUUGAUUAGGUAGGUAAGUAUUAUGAAAUUGAAUAAAAUAAAUUAAUUUAUUCAUAAAAAACAAACUAAAUUAAUAAUUGGCAUUGUGAAAUUGAUUGUUAUUAGUUAUCAGCAUUGACAGUGGUUCUGUUAGUAAAAGUAACUACAGCGCUCCUAUAUUUGCUAUCUAUCGCAAGUAAACAAAUAAAAAUAAAUUAUAAUCAUCAUUUUCUUUCCCAUUUUAACUCAAGCUUAGAACUCUUAUUAAGUUUCUCUUGCUGGCAUGGUUAAAAUUUGUUCAGCUUUUUAUCAUUGAUCUGAUUUAAUCCUCAUAAUAACUUAACCUGCUAAUUCCCUGUUUUAAUUCCGCCAAUAUUACUGAAUCUAACUGGUAUUGCCCUUGAGGCCUUAAAAGUCUGAAAAUACCUUUCUUUAAUUUUUAUUUCAAACUUAUAUGAAUUAGUUAUAUGGUUGCUUAUAAGCAUUGAAAAAUACUUGUAAAUUAUUAUUUUGUAUCCGGCCCAAACAACUGUGGUUUAGGUUUAUUUAGACCUAUGUAAUAGUUAUUCGUUAAAACUCUGUAGUUGAAUGUGUCAAAAUAAUUGUUUAUUGCGAUUAAUAUAUAUAUGAUUAUUGAUACAUAUUUAUUUCUUAAUCAUAUUGAUUAAUCGAUACUAUUGUUUAUGAAAACCUAAGCACAGGACUAGGUUUACUACUUCUACUUAUCAGAUUGAGGAUUUCAAUAGUUCAAAACCUUCUCCAGACAAUGCGGAUCUUUUUGUGAAAACCGCAUACAAAUUGGUCUAGUAGUUUUAGAGAACGUACGUGACAAAAAUGUCCAUUUCACAUUUAUAUAUAUAAUGUAGAUAGAUAGAUAGAUAGAUUUUUAAUGGUUAUCAUGAAUAUAAACAAAAGAAAUUGCAAGGAAUAAAUUUUGUUAUUAAACCUCAAUAUGGCCAAAAAUGUAGACAUAUUACAUUUUACCUAAUGAUUUGUUAACUAAAACCAAUUAUUUCUUUUUAUUGUAAAGAUGAUUCAGUACCCAAAACAUAUUUACCUAACUAUCUUAUUAUGUAUCAUAUGUAUAGAUUUAAUAGAGACAAAGUAGAAAGUUAAAAAAUAAGCAGAAUAAUAAUAGAAUAUGAUAAUCAUAACAAAAUUAUUUAAUAUACUUUGGAUAAUUCAUUUAAUAAUAAUCAAUCAUUAUUUGUAAUUCAGGAAGGCUGUCUUUAAAAAAAAAUAAAGGUAGGUAUAAGAAUAUAUGAUGAGAGGAGAUUUAAAAUACCUGGUUAUCAGUGAUAAUCUAAUUGUCAGAGCUCAACAAUAUUGUAAUAACUGUUAGAUUAUGCUCAUUGAUUUUUUUUUUGUGUGUUAUAAUUCUAUACAAUUACUUUUAAUAUAUUAAGAGUACAUUGCAAUUUGAAAUUGUAUCCAAACAAUAGUAAUUUACAAUAACAACUAGUAUUGAAAAUAUAAGAAUAUUUGUGACAAUAUUAUAGGUACCUACCUAUAUUAUACUAUGAAUCAUAAUCAUAAUAUUAGAGUAUUAGGCCAUUUAGUUUUCAAAUAUUGUAAAAAAAUGUCUAAUUAGUAAUCUAAACAUUCUAAACAAAUUAAGUUCUCAAAAAUGAAAUUGUACAGGAGAGAUGGUAAUUAUGCUUUAAAGUGAAGGAGAUUGAUGGUUACAGUAUUUUAUCUGGAUUGAUAUUUGAAAUGGUGGUUUACAAUAUCAUUUUAGAAUUACAUCAUUUGCAGAGGUGCCAGGUUUUGAAAAUAUCAUGGGUGGCUCACUAUUUUAUAAACACAUGUACAGUUUUACCUAAAUCUUACAAUAUAUUUCUUGUUUUUUUUUGCCUUAAAUUGUUCAUUAAAAAAGUACUAAAAUAUAGUUAUUUGUUAUGUAAAUUUUAAAACUAUAGCAUUAUGGAGAAUCGUAAGAUAAUCUACACUUUGUCUCUGCUAUCAAUAUCAUAAAAAAAAAUUUAUCUUUCUUAAUUAUUUUGUUAUGAAUAAAAUUAUUAGUUUGAGGAUGUACAUGACGAAUAUUGUAUUUUUUUAUAAUAUAAAAACCGUGGGGGUCUGAGUUCUUGCUUAUCAAGUUCAUAGGGGCUGCACCCCCAGAGCCUCCCUGAUCAUUUGUACAUUAUAAAUAUUAAAAUAUGUUAUAAUAUGUUAUAUAUAAUAAACGUAACUUUCAAUAUUACUAUUUAAAUAAAUAAAAGUAUUUAUUGUUUGUUUCAAAAAUGUUAGUAAUAUUUUUCAAAUAAAAUUACUUAACAAAUUAAAUUUAACAUAAAUAACUAAAACAAAGAAACAAAAUUCUAUUAAUAUUAUUUACAACAGUAGGCAACUUUUUAUUAACACUUUGUUUACAAAAAUAUUUAAAAUUUGAUAAAGUUAUAUUACAGAAUUAAAUUUAGCAAAUUUAAACGUAAAAAGAACAUUAAUAAUUAUUUUACUUAUUAAAAACAUAAAAAUACUAUAAAUUGUAAUUUGAUUAAAAUCAAUUCUAACACUAAAAUUCUGACAAAUAAAGUCAGUUUCAACACUGUAAAAUUGAUUUAUUUGGCUCUAGGUUUUCCAUUACACCUUUAACAGUCAUUUGAGUAUCAGAUUUGGUUUUAUUAUUAGAAUGUAUUUUUAUCUUAUUGUCUGGGAGAACAUAAAUGAUAACAUAAUAUUAUAAUAUUAUUAAUAUUAUAAUAUUAUUAAUAUUAUUACAAUUUAAAACAUUAUCCUAAGCUAACAACAAUUUGUCUGGUGUUUGUAUGAUAAUACCUCAGUUGUCAAACCAAUGUUUUACUAAAUCGUUUUUGUAUUUUUCAUUUAAGUUAUUAGUAUCAACUCUGUUGUGACUUACUUGAACACUAUUGUUUUCUUCUCGUGUUGAUGGAAUUGCAUUCAACAUUUGUUUUAUUCUGUUACAAUGCAUAAUGACAAAUUAUUAUUUAGUUACCAUGAAAUUCAUAGAGGAAAUAUUUUGUUUUCAUAGAUGAGUCCGUGAUUAACCAGGUUCAUCCUAGAGGGGUGUGAUCGUUCCCUCUCCAAGAGAAGUGGACUUACCAAUGUAAUUGGCAUUUAGCAUAGUUAUUGGUCCUGAAGUAGAUAUAAUUGAUAUAAUCAAUAUAUUAUUUGACAUAAUUUUUUAGAUUCUCAGUGUAGCAAAGAAUGUAUUAGUUUUACAAAGAUGUUUAUUUUUUUAUAUAUAUAUAUAUAUAUAUACUGUGAACAAUUUCUACCAAAAUUCUUGCUCUGAUAUGUACGUGUAGCACUAUUUAUAAAAGGAAAUAUUGUCUUUUAUUGCAAUAGAGCAGAAGCUUGCUUUGAUUAAUUUGAAAUCAAGUGGUGCAUUGAUUUAACCAAAUCAUUGUAUGCUUAAUUUUCUAUCUUCUGUGGAAAAAUCAUUCUCUAAAUAUUAUGAUAAUUCUGAUGCUUUUUUACUGACAGUUGACGAUUUCUUUAAUACUAUUAACUAUAUGUUACAUAUUUUUCAUGUAAAGAUCAUAAGACUGAAGUUCUUACAUAUAUUAUAACUAAUUAUAUUACUAUACAAAUGCGACAAUUAGGUAUUAUCGUGUUCCAAACUAGUUGACACUUAAAAUUAAAAAUUAAAAAUUAAAAUAAAAUUAAAAAUGUAUUUUGUAACUUCUUGUAUUAUUCUGUGGUUAAAACAAUAACCCACUGGAUAAGUGAAAUUUCACUUAUUCCUUGUAAAAAAAAAAAAAAAACAUUUAGAAUUAUUGUUAUAAUUAUUUAUUCACAAAUGGCGUAAUUGCCUUAUACCGAUCUUAGAGGAAACAUUUCGUUUUCAUUGAUAAAACAUACGGUUUCAGUCCAUUCUUUCUUAGUCUGUGGUGUAGAUAGAACUAUGUUAUUUUAAAAUCUUGAAGUUUAGCAACUGGGUUCCGAUGUCAUCACUGCACAUGCGUAAAAUAUAAAGUGUUUGUGAUAAUAGAUAUAAACCGCAUUUAUCUUACCACUUUACAUACACAAAUAUGAUUGUGAUCCCUAUUCUUUCCGGCACUAUUUCGUUUCUGACGUAUGCGCAAUUAAUACAUCUGUAUCAAGCACAGACUAUCAGACUAUGAUAUCAGAUAUAGGCUGUAGCUCUAAAACGUAGAUUCAAAUACUAGAAACGGUUCUUAUCCUACCUGCUUAAUUGGAAUAAAUGACACAGUUACCUUACUAGAGGAAUAUAUAUGGCUAACAGAAGCUAGUUACUAGAGGCCUUAGUUAUAUUUUGCUAUUGUGGGUUAGUGUGACACCAUUCUUAAAUGAGAAAAUAUUGAAUUUAACUUUGAAAAAAAAAUAUGUGUUUUAUCAUUAUUAGUUAAAACCUCGAUUUCAAUGAAAUCUCACUUGGCCAGUUACAUCACUUGGCCUUUUAACCACCGAUACCUAUAUAAUUAAGAUGUAAUAUAGAAAUUCCUUUUCUUAUUAAAAGAAUUUCAGACAUUUGUAAUAUUCAAAUGCUAAUUGUUCCAAUAUUUUGGUUUCUUGUGAAAUGUUAAGUACUGUCUAUAGAUUACCAACUAAUAUAAAACUAUUGUAGAUUAAUAUUUAAAAAAAAAAAAUAAUAAUAAUAAUAAUAUUGUAUGCAUAUUAUAUGUUUUUAUCACCAGACAUAAGAAAUUAUUUAUUUCAAAGUUACUUUUAUGUUACUUUCUUGUAAGAUAACCUAAUUUUGAAAUGAAUUGAAGCAUGAAAUUAUAAUUGCUAUUAUUUUUUAUUUUUUUAGGAUGUCUAGCAUUAUAAAUGAUAACACAAGUGAUGAAGAAGGAGACUGUUUAGACAAUAUUUUAGUUGUACAAAAAUGUAAAGUUGAGCCUUUUGAAUUCAAUAUAAAAAAAAUUUUAAAAGAAAGACAAGAAGAAAGUGAAUUCUGGAAAAAAAAUGCUGAACUUAGUGAACAGAUAAAAAUUGUUGAUGAUUUAUUUGAUAAAGUAAUAAAUCAGGUUGAUGUUAAAAAUAUUGCACUUCCUAUACCAAAUUUGGGUUAUCAUAUAUUUGACCAUUCUAAGUACAAUAUAUUAUUUAAUAAUAAUUCAGACUCUGGUAUAAUUAAUUCCUACUCACAACGUCUACUAAUAAUGUCAAUUGAGAAAAAUCAGCUUCAGGCCAGUAUUCACUUUUAUCAUUUGAUGCAAGCAAAUUGGACUCCAGUAUUGAAUGUAUGUAUAAAUAACAUUAAUUAUAUAUAUAUUAAAUAAAUUACUAUGUAUACUUUUAUUUAUAUAUUUAUUUGCUAUAUUACAAGUAUUUACCAUUUUAAUAACUUUGUUUUUACUUUAUUAUUUUACUAUUAAUUAUAUUAUUAAAUUAAUAAUAUUAGUAAAUUUGUUAUUUGAUUAUUAUUUAAUUUGUUUUUAGGAUUUUAAGAAUAUCUUAUGCAAUUGGGGAGCUGAUUUAGAUACCUUAACGAAGCCCUUGUUAAAAUGUCAAAUAAAUGAUAAUAUAAAUAUUAAAAGAUACAAUUUUGAAUUAAUAUUGGAUUUCUUUUCACACACUAUUUUGAGAAAUAAUGAAGGAUUUAGUAAAAAUGAUAUGUUAAUAUUAGCUAAAUUGACUGUUGCUAUAUCUCAAGACUAUUAUUGUGGACAAAUAAUAAAUUCGAUAAAACAAUUAUUUAGUGCUUGUGUUGUAAAAGCUCUACAUGAAGAUAGUGAAUUUGAAAUUAAAACAUUUGCUCAAGAAUUAUAUUUGCAAUAUGAGAAAGAUGAUCUAUUACAAAUAGUUGUUGUUUUAUUUUUACCAUUGGAAGGACCCGUUUUGAAAAAAAUAUAUUCAUAUUUAACUUACAAAUUAUUUAAUUUACUUUUAGCAAAAUCUGACAACAUAAUCAAAUCCUUUCCAUCCAGUAUUAAUGAUUGGUGAGUAUUGUAGUUAUUUUUAAAAUAAAUAAUUAAUAAAUUAAAUUUUCAGACCUAAUAAUCCAAGACCAUAAUUUAACAUUACCAACAACAGAUUAAUUUAUUUAAAAUUAAUUAUAUUUUUUAUAUCUACUUUUAAUUAAAUUUCUGUUGGUUGGCAUUUAUAGUAUUUUUAUUGAUAUUACAUUAAAAUCAAUUUAAAAAUGUUAUUAUUGGUAUAUAUUAAAUGCAGAUAAAAUAAAAAAAAUUACAAAGAAAAAUCUUAGCCUGAAAUAUUAUAUAGGUUGUGUAUAUUACUCUCAAAAACAAUUUUUUGUUUUUUUUAUUAUAUGACUGUUGUUUAUUAAUGUAAUUGAAAUAAUUAAAACAAAUAACCAUUUUUUUUUUUUUUUUUUUUUUUUUUUUUUGUAGAAUAAUAUUUUGUUUGAAUAUUUUAUUAUUCUAAACAUAAUUUUUUACAGGUUUAUACAGGAUUUGGUAGACACAAAUUAUUUAAAACAGAUUCCAAAAAGUGAAUUGGAACUAAUUUUUCGAUUAUUGGAACAUGUUGUGUUUAUAUUUAAUUUGUAUAAAGAUGAAGACAAGCUGAGGGAUAUGUUUGAAUUUUUACAUGGUAUCAUUCGGCCAAAAAAUGGAUUAAUAGAGCAAUUUCCAGGAUCUCUAAAACUUCUCAAUAUAAUCGAUCAAUGGAGAUUGCAAUUAUUUAGACUACACGUUUAUCGGAUAAUAGAUUCAAAACAGCAAAUAUGGUCAAAUGUUUGA
Messenger RNA from Cinara cedri, 22012 nucleotides. The record is from the annotation of a GenBank genome assembly. NCBI's taxonomy places the organism in Eukaryota, Metazoa, Arthropoda, Insecta, Hemiptera, Aphididae.